GUUCAAGAAACACUCGUUGGAAUUGUCGUUGGGACCGAGAGACGUCCGGACACAACAGACCGCAAUAACACGCAAGUGCGUGUAGUACUACUAGUGACCACUUGCCUAUUAGUAAACGUUUUAAACGUUAUGAAAACACCGAAACUACCCCUGGUUGGUUCGAAGAUUCUCACGCCCCUAACCACCCAAUCACAAAGCGCGCGUAAGCGUAACCAAUCCUCGUGAACCCAUCUAGAUCUAGUUCUUUGGUCUUAACCUGAUCACGACCUCAAGCUCAAGCUAGCCAGAUCUGUCUUCGUGAAGAAUGACAUCUGAUCACCGCGUCUUCUCUAUAGAAUCACCAGAUCAUGAAGGAGGAGAGUCCGAUACCGACGAUGACGUGGCCCUCCCGGAAACAAACGAUGAUCUCAAUUCUCCGUCUAACGUAACCGUCGCGCUUCCAUCCGGCUCCUCCGCCGUCCCCGUCUCCGUAAUCCCGGCCGACUCCUCCCCAAAAUUGCACCACCGCACGACGGAGAUCUUCCACCGGAGACAACAACAACCGCCGCCGCCGCCGGCGAUCGACGACUCCAGGCGUCUCUUCCAGAGGCUGUGGACCGACGAGGACGAGAUCGAGCUCCUCCGCGGCUUCCUCGACUACGUGACGACGCACAGAGGAGGCAGCAAUCCGCCGGAUACGGCGCCGUUUUACGAGAUGAUCAAGUCGAAGCUCCAGCUGGAGUUCAACAAGAACCAGCUGGUUGAGAAGCUGAGGCGGUUGAAGAAGAAGUACCGUAACGUGAUGAGCAAGUUUGGUUCGGGGAAAGAGGUUUUGUUCAAGAGCCCUCACGAUCAGUCUACGUUCGAGAUUUCUAGGAAGAUUUGGAAUCGAACUGGGAAGAUCAUUGGGUUUGAAAUGGAUUUCGAGGUUAAUGGUAACAGCCCUGGUUCGAACCCUAGUGCUGCUGUUGAGAUUGAGUCUGAGAACGGAGUUGAGAAGAAAGGAUCGAGGAAACGAUCACGAUCAAGAAUUGGGAAGAUUGAAGAAGACAACAAUGUCAAUGUCAACGUCAACGAAACUGUAUCUUCUAGUAUUGGUGGUUUGAUUGAAGAGACUGUGAGAAGCUGUGUCUCUCCUUUGAUUAAGGAGAUGAUGAAUGGGACAACGAGUAUGAUGAUGGCUGGCUCGUUGGGCCCUGUGUUUACGAGGCCGUUGGGUUAUGGUGUAGAAGGAGGAGGAGGAGGAAGCAAGGCGGUGAGGGAUGAGCGGUGGAGGAAGCAACAGAUUCUGGAGCUGGAAGUGUAUUCGAGGAGAUUAGAGUUGGUUCAAGAGGAGAUUAGAGCUACAUUGCAUGAGUUAAAGACGAUGCCAAGUGGUGUAUGAUGAAACAAGAUGAAUAAUAAGACGAUGAUGACAACAAUAUAACCAGUUUGUUUGUGUAUAACCUUUAGUAUAGAUAAUAUCUCUGUAGACUCAUUUGUUGAAAUAACAAACAGACUUCCUAGCUA
Molecule: messenger RNA, 1488 nt
Organism: Brassica napus (rape)
Lineage: Eukaryota; Viridiplantae; Streptophyta; Magnoliopsida; Brassicales; Brassicaceae
Product: probable transcription factor At3g04930
Exons: 1
Coding region: 305-1363 (352 amino acids)
Biological process (GO): regulation of DNA-templated transcription
Cellular component (GO): nucleus
Source: RefSeq, a predicted model, not a curated record